This is a messenger RNA of Phacochoerus africanus (Common warthog), 5598 nucleotides long. It is a transcript of the gene ZBTB47, whose product is annotated as zinc finger and BTB domain containing 47. The record is from RefSeq and is a predicted model, not a curated record. NCBI's taxonomy places the organism in Eukaryota, Metazoa, Chordata, Mammalia, Artiodactyla, Suidae. Gene Ontology annotation, molecular function: DNA-binding transcription factor activity, RNA polymerase II-specific; RNA polymerase II cis-regulatory region sequence-specific DNA binding; protein binding. Gene Ontology annotation, cellular component: nucleus. The coding region runs from base 271 to 2499 and encodes 742 amino acids. Gene Ontology annotation, biological process: regulation of transcription by RNA polymerase II. The transcript has 6 exons.
AGACAGAGCAGGGAGGCCUCUCGGCAGCCAUCAAGGCACAGGGCUUGGGGUACACGGUGGGCCUCUGGCCUUCACUCUGGUCUUGCCUUCUCAGGCACUAGCCCUGUCACCUUAAAGGAUCUGCAGCUGUGGUCUAGUUCUUGCAUCUCCUGCCCUGGGCGGCCCUGUGCAGCCAGAGGUGGUCACCGGUUGCUGGUUGAGAAGACGACGGACUCACCAGCGGCCGAGUUCUCGCUGGUGGAGGACGUGGCACUGCACUUUGCCUGCUUGAUGGGCCGCCUGAACGAGCAGCGCCUCUUCCAGCCCGACCUGUGUGACGUGGAUCUGGUGCUGGUGCCCCAGCGCAGUGUCUUCCCAGCACACAAGGGCGUGCUGGCCGCCUACAGCCAGUUCUUCCACUCGCUCUUCACCCAGAACAAGCAGCUGCAGCGUGUGGAGCUGUCCCUGGAGGCUCUGGCCCCCGGUGGUCUGCAGCAGAUCCUCAACUUCAUCUACACAUCCAAGCUGCUGGUCAACGCAGCCAACGUCCACGAGGUGCUCAGUGCUGCCUCGCUGCUGCAGAUGGCUGACAUCGCUGCAUCCUGCCAGGAGCUGCUGGACGCCCGCUCCCUUGGGCCCCCAGGCCCUGGUGCCGUGGCCCUCGCCCAGCCAGCCACCAGCUGCACUCCGGCCGCGCCGCCCUACUACUGCGACAUCAAGCAGGAGGCGGAUGCCCCAGGCCUGCCCAAGAUCUAUGCCCGUGAGGGCCCUGACCCCUACUCAGUGCGUGUUGAGGACGGAGCUGGGGCCACAGGUGGUACGGUGCCUGCCACCAUUGGGCCAGCUCAGCCCUUCUUCAAGGAGGAGAAGGAGGGUGGCGUUGAGGAGGCUGGUGGGCCCCCAGCCAGCUUGUGCAAGCUGGAGGGUGGGGAGGAGCUAGAGGAAGAGCUUGGGGAUUCUGGCACUUACAGUCGCCGGGAGCAGUCUCAGAUCAUCGUGGAGGUGAACCUCAACAACCAGACACUGCAUGUGUCCACAGGGCCUGAGGGGAAGCCAGGCACUGCCACGGGCCCGGCCACCAUGGUGCUGGGCCGGGAGGAUGGGCUGCAGAGACACUCAGAGGAUGAGGAGGAUGAUGAGGAAGAGGAGGAGGAAGAGGAGGAAGAGGAGGGUGGUGGCAGUGGAGGGGAGGAGGAAGAGGAGGAGGGUGGCAGUCAAGGAGAGGAGGACGACGAUGAAGAGGAGGAAGGGCACAGCGAGCAGGAAGAGGAAGAGGAGGAGGAGGAGGAAGGGCACAGUGAGCAGGACCAGGAGAGCUCAGAGGAGGAAGAGGAGGAGGAUGAGGAGGACGGGGAGGCGGGGGGCAGGCAGGGGCCUGGCCGCCGAAGCAGCCGGGUGGACCCACCUCCUCACAGUCGCAUGGCAACUCGGUCUGCCCGGCGCCGGGGCCCCCCUGAGCCUGAGGAGGCCGAGCGGCGGGGUGGGAAGCGGCCAAAACCUCCUACAGGAGUGGUUCCUACGCCAGCCCGAGGGCCACAGGCCACUGAUGGGCUGGGGGCCAAGGUGAAACUGGAGGAGAAGCAGCACCACCCAUGCCAGAAGUGCCCACGAGUUUUCAACAACCGCUGGUACCUGGAGAAGCACAUGAAUGUGACCCACAGCCGCAUGCAGAUCUGUGACCAGUGCGGCAAGCGCUUCCUGCUGGAGAGUGAGCUGCUUUUGCACCGGCAGACAGACUGCGAGCGCAACAUCCAGUGUGUGACAUGCGGCAAAGCUUUUAAGAAGCUCUGGUCCCUCCAUGAGCACAACAAGAUUGUACAUGGCUACGCAGAAAAGAAGUUCUCCUGUGAGAUUUGUGAGAAGAAGUUCUACACCAUGGCUCACGUGCGCAAGCACAUGGUCGCCCACACCAAGGAUAUGCCCUUCACCUGCGAGACCUGCGGGAAGUCCUUCAAACGCAGCAUGUCUCUCAAGGUGCACUCACUGCAGCACUCCGGGGAGAAGCCGUUCAGAUGUGAGAACUGCAAUGAGCGCUUCCAGUACAAGUACCAGCUGCGGUCACACAUGAGCAUCCACAUCGGCCACAAGCAGUUCAUGUGCCAGUGGUGCGGCAAGGACUUCAACAUGAAGCAGUACUUUGAUGAGCACAUGAAGACCCACACAGGAGAGAAGCCGUACAUCUGCGAAAUCUGCGGCAAGAGCUUCACCAGCCGACCCAACAUGAAGCGGCACCGACGCACGCACACCGGGGAGAAGCCCUACCCCUGCGACGUGUGUGGCCAGCGCUUCCGCUUCUCCAACAUGCUCAAGGCGCACAAGGAGAAGUGCUUCCGCGUCAGCCACCCCCUGGCCAGCGAUGGCACCCCUGCGGCCCCGGGGCUGCCUCCCACUCAGCCCCAGGCUCUGCCCCUGCUGCCAGGGCUGCCCCAGACCCUCCCGCCCCCACCCCACCUGCCGCCCCCGCCCCCGCUUUUCCCUACUGCUGCCAGCCCCGGGGGGAGGCUGAAUGCCAGCAAUUAACUGCCUGCCUGCUGCACGGGCAGGGCCGGAGCCCUGUGCCCACCCCUCCGUGUCGAGGGGGCAACAACACCUCCAGAGGUGGUUGGACACGCUCUGCGGGAGCCCCCUGACCCUGGGGGGCGUGCAGGCUGGCAGCCCCCAGAACUGGCAGAGGACACCUCACUCCCAAGUGCCCCCUUUCAGUGACUCUUUGAAGCCUUUACUUUUUUUUUUUUUUUUUUGAAAUGAAGGAAAAAGAAAAGAGGAAACUAUUGGCAUCACCCCCCUCCAGGUGAUGGGGGUGCUGGAGGCUGCAGGUACAACGGGAAGAGGCCUGGGGAGCAGGUGUGACUGGUCACUCUGCUAAGGCCUGAGCCAGAGUGGGAUGACCAGGCCCAGCCCAAGUCAACUUCAGCUGCUCAUCCCCACCUCUCCCAUGCCCCCUAACUUGCCCCUCAUCCCAGAGGGUUUGGGGAGAAGUUGGGGUGCCAGCGGCCCCUUUUGAAGGAGUUGUGGACCCAGUAUGAGUGCUGCCAGAUAUUGAUCAAGGACUUGAGCCUGAAUGCCAGGAAUGCAUUGGGCAGGCACAGCGAGGUGUGAAGACCACAGAUGCAGCUGUGCACUGUGGGGAGUGAGGCGGGCAGGGGCUGGACCCCAGGCGUUUGCUUUUCCCACUCACCACCCCGCUGGCAGGCACAGGGAUCCUCGACCUGCACCAGGCUGCACUGAAGGCUGGGUCCUGAAGAAAAUGUCCCCAGAAACUGCUGGGCCUCAGGGUGUGUGAGUCAGGCCCCGGGUGGGCAGACGGGCUAGCUCCCACAGCACCAGCUCCCAGGGCUGUAGCUCAGGAGCCCCAGCAAAUAGGUGGACCCUAAGGGCAGGACCCUAAAGAGGAGGCUUGGGCAAAUGUUUUAAGGUUUCAAGGUGCUAUCAGUGGGGCAGGAGGCGGGGUAGCUGUUCACAGACCGCCCAAUCCCUCAACAGCUGUCCUUGCCAUAUCUCCCACACCAGAGAUGUCUGUGUCCGUCUCUGCUCCCUGAAGGCAGCACAGGCCUCAUCUGCUCUCUGGGCCUGGCCACAACCCACCCCUGGCUGGUGUCCACUUUCCUUGUCUCUCCUGGGCCUCUGUGCUCAUGGUUAGGGCAAGGAGCCCACAUGAUCAGGCCCUGGGGGGCAGAGUCAGAGGUACUGGGGGAACGCCAGCCUGUGCCCAACGCUUGCCCCCACAAGGCCAGCACUAACAGGACAGCCUUUUUUGUUGUCAUUUAACAUCUUUAUUCCUGCCUUUAAAAUGGGGAGGAAGGUUCCAUAAGCUACAUGUUCCCUAGUUAAGCUCUUUCCUAUUGUGUUUAUACAGUUUGUUUGUUAUACUCUUUGCACCUUAAACCCCCACAACUACCCCCACAACCACCACCUUCCCAACAUGGCUGGAGUGGGAAGAGGCCUGAGCCCAGUGGGGGCCUGGGGCGGGGGGAACUGGCCUCAUCAGCCCAAGGGCUGAGGGGGUUGGAAUGCCUCUGACCUCCUUGUGAGGCCCAGGGUGCUGGGGCAGGGGACAGGGGACAUUUUAAUCAUCAAUAAACGAAGCACUUUAUUCUGUACAGAUGUGGGCAGGCCCAAGGAGCCCGAGUGAUUUGAGAAUUUAGAAUCCAAGCCACACAACCCAGAUUGUUCUCUGGGCCCUGAGGGGGCAAUGCCCUGGCCUGGUUGAGUUUGGGGCUACAGCAGGAACAGUGCAAGCCAGAGCCUAUGGACGCACCCUCCUGCGUCCUCUGGGGAGAAAAAGUGGGCUCUUCCCCAAGAGAGGAAAGCUCCCUGUCUGGCUCCCAGCCCUGCGGCUCCCUUACCCCAAGGCUGGGGGUUCCGGCCUCUUCUGGGUUCAGGGCUGUACCUCUCAGGCUCCUGCUUUGCGGUAGCUCUUUCCCUUUCCUGCACCCCUUGAUUGCUGGGCUUCCAUGACGUCCUCAGGGUCUCCCCUCCCUGUUUCCCCCUCUCCCUUGCUAUUUCUAACCUCUGGUCCCAGUGCCUGGCAGCUCUUCAGAGCUGGCCCCUGUUUUCCUAAGAAAGGUUUGAUCUUCCCAAACUGUAGGCUGUAGGCUGGGACUCCCAUGGGUUUCCCACCCCCUGUCACUGACACCAGGGUCUCCUUUAGGGGCUGGUGGCCCUGUCAACCUGCUAGUCUGACCACAACCACAGUGAGCCUGGGAGGGCCUGGCCAGGCUGGGCUGCUGGUCCCUGAGGCUGGACUUUUGAUAAGCAGAGGCUAGAAAUGGGUGUGGCGGAGUUGGUGGGAGACCCGGUCCCAGGGCUUGGGUCUCCUGUUUUUGUGCACUUCCCCUCUGAAGGCAUAAGAGGAGUCCAGACAGCAGGCUGGUCACUGGUCAAAUGGUCGUUGUAGGUGGGCACAGCUAACCCCUUUCCUGGGAGGCCCCUGUCCCAGUGGGUACAAGUGUCCUGUGUCCCUGGUGCUAAAUGCUCUCUUCCCCUUGGGCCAGUGUUGGCGAGAGCUCUUUUCUAGCCAGACCACAAGAGUCUGAAGCAAUAAUGGAACCUCAGCAGUGCCAGUAUGGAUAGGGGUUCUUGUUUUACCAGCUUUUGCAUUACCUUUUUAAUUUUUAAAACUAACUAACAAGCACCUGGAUAAUGGAGUAAGGGGACUGGGGCAUCAUACCCAAUUCCCGGGGGUAGUGGUGGGGAGGGGACUUGGGGUCAUCACCUCCCACUGGAGAUCUGCCCAGGGGUCCCUCUGUCCAGCUGGACUUCUCAGCCAUUUGGCCAAGACCUCAAGUUUGGAACCUGGGCCUGCCCCCUCCCAACUCCCCUUGCACUCCCUGGUCUUGGGCCAACUGGGGGUGAAUGGCUAGAAAGAUGAGGUGGGCCUUAAGCCCCUUGGCCACAGUUCUGGGAACCGGGGCUGGGGGGCAGGGCCUGAGCCACUGACCCUGAUGCAUGCCACCAUGGCCGCCACAGCAUGGGCUCAGCAGUGGCAGAACGGCUGUGCCCAGGCAUGUGGACCCUUAAUGUCUGGUCCUAUGUGGCCACCCCACAGCCCCAGAGUGCGUGGGGGACAGCAGGAGGGCGAGGAGAAGAGCGAAGGGGAAUAAAGACAGUACAACUGUC